GCAGUCGCCGCAGCGUCCGGACCGGAACCAGCGCCGUCCGCGGAGCCGCCGCCGCCGCCGCCGGGCCCUUUCCAAGCCGGGCGCUCGGAGCUGUGCCCGGCCCCGCUUCAGCACCGCGGACAGCGCCGGCCGCGUGGGGCUGAGCCCCGAGCCCCCGCGCACGCUUCAGCGCCCCUUCCCUCGGCCGACGUCCCGGGACCGCCGCUCCGGGGGAGACGUGGCGUCCGCAGCCCGCGGGGCCGGGCGAGCGCAGGACGGCCCGGAAGCCCCGCGGGGGAUGCGCCGAGGGCCCCGCGUUCGCGCCGCGCAGAGCCAGGCCCGCGGCCCGAGCCCAUGAGCACCAUGCGCCUGCUGACGCUCGCCCUGCUGUUCUCCUGCUCCGUCGCCCGUGCCGCGUGCGACCCCAAGAUCGUCAACAUUGGCGCGGUGCUGAGCACGCGGAAGCACGAGCAGAUGUUCCGCGAGGCCGUGAACCAGGCCAACAAGCGGCACGGCUCCUGGAAGAUUCAGCUCAAUGCCACCUCCGUCACGCACAAGCCCAACGCCAUCCAGAUGGCUCUGUCGGUGUGCGAGGACCUCAUCUCCAGCCAGGUCUACGCCAUCCUAGUUAGCCAUCCACCUACCCCCAACGACCACUUCACUCCCACCCCUGUCUCCUACACAGCCGGCUUCUACCGCAUACCCGUGCUGGGGCUGACCACCCGCAUGUCCAUCUACUCGGACAAGAGCAUCCACCUGAGCUUCCUGCGCACCGUGCCGCCCUACUCCCACCAGUCCAGCGUGUGGUUUGAGAUGAUGCGUGUCUACAGCUGGAACCACAUCAUCCUGCUGGUCAGCGACGACCACGAGGGCCGGGCGGCUCAGAAACGCCUGGAGACGCUGCUGGAGGAGCGUGAGUCCAAGAGUAAAAAAAGGAACUAUGAAAACCUCGACCAACUGUCCUAUGACAACAAGCGCGGACCCAAGGCAGAGAAGGUGCUGCAGUUUGACCCAGGGACCAAGAACGUGACGGCCCUGCUGAUGGAGGCGAAAGAGCUGGAGGCCCGGGUCAUCAUCCUUUCUGCCAGCGAGGACGAUGCUGCCACUGUAUACCGCGCAGCCGCGAUGCUGAACAUGACGGGCUCCGGGUACGUGUGGCUGGUCGGCGAGCGCGAGAUCUCGGGGAACGCCCUGCGCUACGCCCCAGACGGCAUCCUCGGGCUGCAGCUCAUCAACGGCAAGAACGAGUCGGCCCACAUCAGCGACGCCGUGGGCGUGGUGGCCCAGGCCGUGCACGAGCUCCUCGAGAAGGAGAACAUCACCGACCCGCCGCGGGGCUGCGUGGGCAACACCAACAUCUGGAAGACCGGGCCGCUCUUCAAGAGAGUGCUGAUGUCUUCCAAGUAUGCGGAUGGGGUGACUGGUCGCGUGGAGUUCAAUGAGGAUGGGGACCGGAAGUUCGCCAACUACAGCAUCAUGAACCUGCAGAACCGCAAGCUGGUGCAAGUGGGCAUCUACAAUGGCACCCACGUCAUCCCUAAUGACAGGAAGAUCAUCUGGCCAGGCGGAGAGACAGAGAAGCCUCGAGGGUACCAGAUGUCCACCAGACUGAAGAUUGUGACGAUCCACCAGGAGCCCUUCGUGUACGUCAAGCCCACGCUGAGUGAUGGGACAUGCAAGGAGGAGUUCACAGUCAACGGCGACCCAGUCAAGAAGGUGAUCUGCACCGGGCCCAACGACACGUCGCCGGGCAGCCCCCGCCACACGGUGCCUCAGUGUUGCUACGGCUUUUGCAUCGACCUGCUCAUCAAGCUGGCACGGACCAUGAACUUCACCUACGAGGUGCACCUGGUGGCAGAUGGCAAGUUCGGCACACAGGAGCGGGUGAACAACAGCAACAAGAAGGAGUGGAAUGGGAUGAUGGGCGAGCUGCUCAGCGGGCAGGCAGACAUGAUCGUGGCGCCGCUAACCAUAAACAACGAGCGCGCGCAGUACAUCGAGUUUUCCAAGCCCUUCAAGUACCAGGGCCUGACUAUUCUGGUCAAGAAGGAGAUUCCCCGGAGCACGCUGGACUCGUUCAUGCAGCCGUUCCAGAGCACACUGUGGCUGCUGGUGGGGCUGUCGGUGCACGUGGUGGCCGUGAUGCUGUACCUGCUGGACCGCUUCAGCCCCUUCGGCCGGUUCAAGGUGAACAGCGAGGAGGAGGAGGAGGACGCACUGACCCUGUCCUCGGCCAUGUGGUUCUCCUGGGGCGUCCUGCUCAACUCCGGCAUCGGGGAAGGCGCCCCCAGAAGCUUCUCAGCGCGCAUCCUGGGCAUGGUGUGGGCCGGCUUUGCCAUGAUCAUCGUGGCCUCCUACACCGCCAACCUGGCGGCCUUCCUGGUGCUGGACCGGCCGGAGGAGCGCAUCACGGGCAUCAACGACCCUCGGCUGAGGAACCCCUCGGACAAGUUUAUCUACGCCACGGUGAAGCAGAGCUCCGUGGAUAUCUACUUCCGGCGCCAGGUGGAGCUGAGCACCAUGUACCGGCAUAUGGAGAAGCACAACUACGAGAGUGCGGCGGAGGCCAUCCAGGCCGUGAGAGACAACAAGCUGCAUGCCUUCAUCUGGGACUCGGCGGUGCUGGAGUUCGAGGCCUCGCAGAAGUGCGACCUGGUGACGACUGGAGAGCUGUUUUUCCGCUCGGGCUUCGGCAUAGGCAUGCGCAAAGACAGCCCCUGGAAGCAGAACGUCUCCCUGUCCAUCCUCAAGUCCCACGAGAAUGGCUUCAUGGAAGACCUGGACAAGACGUGGGUUCGGUAUCAGGAAUGUGACUCGCGCAGCAACGCCCCUGCGACCCUUACUUUUGAGAACAUGGCCGGGGUCUUCAUGCUGGUAGCUGGGGGCAUCGUGGCCGGGAUCUUCCUGAUUUUCAUCGAGAUUGCCUACAAGCGGCACAAGGAUGCUCGCCGGAAGCAGAUGCAGCUGGCCUUUGCCGCCGUUAACGUGUGGCGGAAGAACCUGCAGGAUAGAAAGAGUGGUAGAGCAGAGCCUGACCCUAAAAAGAAAGCCACAUUUAGGGCUAUCACCUCCACCCUGGCUUCCAGCUUCAAGAGGCGUAGGUCCUCCAAAGACACGAGCACCGGGGGUGGACGCGGCGCUUUGCAAAACCAAAAAGACACAGUGCUGCCGCGACGCGCUAUUGAGAGGGAGGAGGGCCAGCUGCAGCUGUGUUCCCGUCAUAGGGAGAGCUGAGACUCCCCGCCCGCCCUCCUCUGCCCCCUCCCCCGCAGACAGACAGACAGACGGACGGGACAGCGGCCCGGCCCACGCAGAGCCCCGGAGCACCACGGGGUCGGGGGAGGAGCACCCCCAGCCUCCCCCAGGCUGCGCCUGCCCGCCCGCCGGUUGGCCGGCUGGCCGGUCCACCCCGUCCCGGCCCCGCGCGUGCCCCCAGCGUGGGGCUAACGGGCGCCUUGUCUGUGUAUUUCUAUUUUGCAGCAGUACCAUCCCACUGAUAUCACGGGCCCGCUCAACCUCUCAGAUCCCUCGGUCAGCACCGUGGUGUGAGGCCCCCGGAGGCGCCCACCUGCCCAGUUAGCCCGGCCAAGGACACUGAUGGGUCCUGCUGCUCGGGAAGGCCUGAGGGAAGCCCACCCGCCCCAGAGACUGCCCACCCUGGGCCUCCCGUCCGUCCGCCCGCCCACCCCGCUGCCUGGCGGGCAGCCCCUGCUGGACCAAGGUGCGGACCGGAGCGGCUGAGGACGGGGCAGAGCUGAGUCGGCUGGGCAGGGCCGCAGGGCGCUCCGGCAGAGGCAGGGCCCUGGGGUCUCUGAGCAGUGGGGAGCGGGGGCUAACUGGCCCCAGGCGGAGGGGCUUGGAGCAGAGACGGCAGCCCCAUCCUUCCCGCAGCACCAGCCUGAGCCACAGUGGGGCCCAUGGCCCCAGCUGGCUGGGUCGCCCCUCCUCGGGCGCCUGCGCUCCUCUGCAGCCUGAGCUCCACCCUCCCCUCUUCUUGCGGCACCGCCCACCCACACCCCGUCUGCCCCUUGACCCCACACGCCGGGGCUGGCCCUGCCCUCCCCCACGGCCGUCCCUGACUUCCCAGCUGGCAGCGCCUCCCGCCGCCUCGGGCCGCCUCCUCCAGACUCGAGAGGGCUGAGCCCCUCCUCUCCUCGUCCGGCCUGCAGCCCAGAACGGGCCUCCCCGGGGGUCCCCGGACGCUGGCUCGGGACUGUCUUCAACCCUGCCCUGCACCUUGGGCACGGGAGAGCGCCACCCGCCCGCCCCCGCCCUCGCUCCGGGUGCGUGACCGGCCCGCCACCUUGUACAGAACCAGCACUCCCAGGGCCCGAGCGCGUGCCUUCCCCGUGCGGCCCGUGCGCAGCCGCGCUCUGCCCCUCCGUCCCCAGGGUGCAGGCGCGCACCGCCCAACCCCCACCUCCCGGUGUAUGCAGUGGUGAUGCCUAAAGGAAUGUCACGCA
Molecule: messenger RNA, 4442 nt
Organism: Homo sapiens (human)
Lineage: Eukaryota; Metazoa; Chordata; Mammalia; Primates; Hominidae
Source: RefSeq, a predicted model, not a curated record